This is a messenger RNA of Setaria italica (foxtail millet), 1471 nucleotides long. RefSeq names its product probable mannose-1-phosphate guanylyltransferase 3. Gene Ontology annotation, biological process: GDP-mannose biosynthetic process; cell wall mannoprotein biosynthetic process. The coding region runs from base 167 to 1252 and encodes 361 amino acids. Lineage: Eukaryota; Viridiplantae; Streptophyta; Magnoliopsida; Poales; Poaceae. The record is from RefSeq and is a predicted model, not a curated record. Gene Ontology annotation, molecular function: GTP binding; mannose-1-phosphate guanylyltransferase (GTP) activity. The transcript has 5 exons. Gene Ontology annotation, cellular component: cytoplasm.
GUUGAUUUGGAUGUUGGGGUGAAGGGAUCCAAAUCCAAUCCAGCAGAGCGCGCGCUCCCUCGUGAGCGAUUUGGAUUCGAGUGCGGCAAACGGCAAGUCGAGUCCGCGUCCCGUACGCCGCCAUGGGGCAAUUUAGGGAUUGAGGAAGGAAAUCAGGUGCUUCACCAUGAAGGCGCUCAUUCUUGUUGGGGGUUUCGGAACCCGCCUUCGCCCUUUGACUCUCAGCUUCCCGAAGCCCCUUGUUGAUUUUGCAAACAAGCCCAUGAUUCUGCAUCAGAUGGAAGCUUUGAAAGAAGUUGGGGUCACGGAGGUGGUUUUAGCCAUCAACUACCGCCCAGAGGUGAUGAUUAACUUCUUGAAGGAUUUUGAGGAUAAGCUUGGCAUCACAAUUACAUGCUCUCAAGAGACUGAGCCCUUAGGAACUGCUGGCCCUCUUGCUCUAGCAAGGGACAAGCUUGCAGAUGGAUCUGGUGAGCCAUUCUUUGUCCUCAACAGUGAUGUCAUAAGCGAAUACCCAUUUGCUGAACUCAUCGAAUUUCACAAGAGCCAUGGUGGUGAGGCAACAAUUAUGGUCACGAAGGUGGAUGAACCAUCAAAAUAUGGUGUUGUGGUUAUGGAGGAGGCAACUGGAAGGGUGGAAAGAUUUGUAGAGAAGCCAAAAAUAUUUGUGGGCAACAAGAUUAAUGCUGGGAUUUACUUGCUGAACCCAUCUGUCCUUGACCGCAUUGAACUGAGGCCAACAUCAAUUGAGAAAGAGGUGUUCCCUCAAAUUGCAGCUGAUCAAAAGCUCCAUGCGAUGGUCCUUCCAGGAUUUUGGAUGGAUGUUGGUCAGCCAAGGGACUACAUUACUGGUUUGCGUCUUUAUUUAGACUCACUUAGGAAGAAAUCAGCUGCCAAGCUGGCUUCUGGAGCACAUGUCGUUGGCAACGUCCUGGUGCAUGAGAGUGCCAAGAUUGGAGAGUGUUGUCUGAUUGGUCCUGAUGUCGCUAUUGGACCUGGAUGUGUCGUGGAGGAUGGUGUGAGGCUUUCCCGUUGCACUGUGAUGCGUGGUGUGCGGAUCAAGAAGCAUGCUUGUAUCUCAAACAGCAUUAUCGGGUGGCACUCAACUGUUGGACAAUGGGCACGGAUAGAGAACAUGACUAUCUUGGGGGAGGAUGUUCAUGUAUGCGAUGAAGUAUACAGCAAUGGUGGUGUUGUUCUCCCACACAAAGAGAUCAAGUCAAGCAUUCUGAAGCCUGAGAUCGUCAUGUGAGCUAUCCUGUUUUAGCUGCAGUACAUUCUUAAGUAAAAACUUUUACCCAUGGAGGAUUGCAAAUCCCCCUUUUAUAAACAAUAUAGCUUGGUGUCUUUGUCCUAGUGCAAACAGCUUGAUAUAUCUGACAAUGUAUCCUUGUUCUUUGUUGAAAAUUUUAGUGUACACUCAUGAGUCACAAAUAACAAGUGAUUGUGAUCUCUUGAGUUUCGAGGUUUC